AUGUGGGUAGAUGAUGCAUAUAAGAGCAUUGAUGAGAGGCAUGCAUGCACCAUACCACCAUCUAUCAGCGAUAUGGCUCCUGUUUCAGUGUUAGGGUGUGUGAUCAUCACAGCCAUCUUGGGUAGAGCUACCACUGCGCGUCUUGUCAGGGGAAAUAGUGAGACAAUAGAGACGGACCCUCACGAAGAUGAAAGACCCUGUAUUGCGUCGGUGGUGGCUUGUAUGAAGCCGAAAGUGGAUGAGGUUUAUGUGCAACCUGUCACCAAAUCCGAUGGGAGUUUAUAUUUCCCAGCUGACUACUUCACAAGCAUGUGUGGAUAUUUCACCCUUAUCAGUGAUUGUUAUGGAAAAGUGAAAUCUACAACAUGCGAGCCAGGUUUUCCGAAUAGAAUAAUCAAGAACUCAGGAAAGAUGUCCCUUAAGUUGUGCAAAAAUGCAGACGCGCUGAACACUCUUGUUCCCUGCUUGAAUGAUAAAGGAGUAUUUGAAGCAUACCGGCGCGCAGUCAAAUCUGUGCGUGGUGAAAAGGAGAGCAGUUGCAAUGAGGCCAGGGAGAUAAUAAGGCGGGCUUUGCGACUCUUCAAAGGCAUGUGUGGUGAAGCGGAGUAUACCACUCUGAAAACAGUCCUGGAGAACUUUGGGGAUGACCUGCUUGUCCUAUUUGAAAACACAGAGGGUCAAGGUUGCAGCAUUGACAUCGAUACUCUUACUCCUGACACACGCAGAAGAGGCGUGGCCAGUGCGACAAUGAAGAGAAUGAUGGAUGUUUGGGUUUCGUAA
Molecule: messenger RNA, 780 nt
Organism: Ostrea edulis (European flat oyster)
Lineage: Eukaryota; Metazoa; Mollusca; Bivalvia; Ostreida; Ostreidae
Exons: 5
Coding region: 1-780 (259 amino acids)
Source: RefSeq, a predicted model, not a curated record